AGGCUAUAAAAAGCCUCCUCCGGGCCGCCUAAGCUCCAUCUCCUCCGCACCACUCUUUGGGUUUGACAGGGUUAACUGAACGCAUCAGUCAGAAGUCACCAUGUCCACCAUGUACAGCUCUGCUUAUUCCGGCUUUCCCCUGUCCUCUUCGCCCAGGAUGACAGGCUCCCAGCGGGGAUCGAGUGUCCACGGCGGUGCAGGUGGCCGCAACGUCCGGGUGUCGUACGCCUCCAACGGCCUUGGCUCUGGCUUUGACUUGGCAGGGGCGCUCGGAGGCGGCGGGGGCGGCGGGAACAAUUUCGCCGUUCCGGGCAGCGACAAAGGGACCAUGCAGAAUCUCAACGACCGCCUGGCCAACUACCUGGAAAAGGUGCGCUCCCUGGAGUCGGCCAAUUCGAAGCUGGAGAUUCAAAUCCGCGAGUGGACCGAUAAGCAGAGCCCCGCCGCCAGUGACUAUAGCAAGUAUGUGGCAGUCAUCGAAGACCUGCGCAAAAAGAUCGGUGUUGCCACACAGGACAAUGCCGGGCUGAUGCUGCAGAUCGACAAUGCCAGACUGGCAGCAGAGGAUUUCCGAAUCAAGUUUGAGAAUGAGAUGGCACUGCGCAUGUCGGUGGAGGCGGACAUCGCCGGGCUGCGCAAGGUCCUGGAUGAACUGACCGUGGCCCGGUCUGACCUGGAGAUGCAGGUGGAGGGCCUGAAGGAGGAGCUGGUCUACCUGAAGAAGAAUCAUGAAGAGGAGAUGGCAGCAAUGCGUGGCCAAGUUAAUUCCAGCUCUGUCAACGUGGAGGUGGACGCCAAGCCUCAGGCGGACAUGGCCACCACCAUGGAACAGAUCAGAGCUCAGUAUGAGGGCAUCACUGAAAAGAACCGCCGCGAAAUGGAGGCGUGGUACCAGGUCAAGUUUGACGACGUGAACAAGCAGGUGGCAUCCAGCACAGAGACCCUCCAGACCUCCCAAAGUGAGAUCAACGAGCUCAAGAGGACCCUGCAGUCCCUGCAGAUUGAGCUGCAGUCCCAGCUCAGCCUGAAAUCUGCCUUGGAGGGCCAGCUGGCAGAUACAGAGUCCCGCUAUGGUCUGCAGCUGGGCCAGCUGCAGACCAGGGUCAACACCCUAGAGGAAGAGCUGAAAAAUAUGAGGAUGGACAUCGAGAGGCAGGCCAAUGACUACCAGGUGCUGUUUGAUAUCAAGACCAGGCUGGAGCUGGAGAUCGCCGAGUACAGAAGACUGCUGGAUGGAGAGGAGAGAGCUGUAGUAGUGGAAGUCAAACCUAAACCAGUCUUUACCCAGAGGACGAAGAUUGUGACUGAGGAGAUUGUUGAUGGAAAAGUUGUGUCCCGCACGGAAGAUGUAAACACAGAGGUCAUCGAGAAGUAGACAGACUGGAUGCCAAAAGAUCCGGGUCAAAUAAUAAGUUAGAAUAAAAGCUGUUUUCCUGUCUCUGACACCCAGCAAAUGUUCUACCCACGUCUACUGAAAAAAAUAAAUAUAUAAUAUUUUUCUCUUUCCAAAUAUCUGUGCAGAGUUAAGAUUUAGAUUUAUUAUCAGAAAUAUUUAUUCUGAUGUAUUACCAUGAAAAAAGAUGGCAAAACCAAUAAAAUGUUUUAAAAUAUA
This is a messenger RNA of Anarrhichthys ocellatus (wolf-eel), 1612 nucleotides long. Its product is annotated as keratin, type I cytoskeletal 13-like. NCBI's taxonomy places the organism in Eukaryota, Metazoa, Chordata, Actinopteri, Perciformes, Anarhichadidae. The transcript has 8 exons. Bases 101 to 1375 code for a protein of 424 amino acids. Gene Ontology annotation, cellular component: cytoskeleton. Gene Ontology annotation, molecular function: structural molecule activity. The record is from RefSeq and is a predicted model, not a curated record.